Molecule: messenger RNA, 939 nt
Organism: Acanthamoeba castellanii str. Neff
Lineage: Eukaryota; Discosea; Longamoebia; Acanthamoebidae
Exons: 5
Coding region: 1-939 (312 amino acids)
Source: RefSeq, a predicted model, not a curated record
AUGGACGCGGAAUCGAAUCCGUGUCCCCACGUGACCGUGGACGACCACAUCCGCGCCUGCAUCGGGGGCUCCGUCGUCGGCCUGCUGCUCAUCUUCAUCCUCAAUGCCCGGUCCAUCUCCCGAUUCCUCUUUUCCCGCCAAUCUUCAUCGACGAUUGCCGACCAAUCCAAGAAGAAGACAAAGUUUAAGAAUGGGAGCGAAGUCGAUCAACCGAAGGCCCAUUAUGCAGCGGCGAAGAAGGAAGUCGUGAUUGAGGUGCCCGCCAGAGAUUACAAGAUGAACGUGGUGGACCACCUCAUCGGGGGCAUGCUGGUGGCCAUCAUGGCCAUCAACAUCUACACCCGCGUCACCCGCGGCGUCGGCCACUGGCUCGUACAGCCGUGCCACUACUUGACGGCGCUGUUGAUCGGAGCGACGUACAGCUCGUCGACCGAUGCUCGCCUGUUCUGGUUCUACCUCUACGCGCACUGGCAGGGGUACUUUGCGUUUUUCGGCGGAGACCUGUCGUGGUACGUGAACGCGGCCGAGCUGUACGCCUUUUGGCUGCAGCACAUCCUCAUGGUGCUGGUCCCGCUCUACUACCUCGCCGUCGGCCGCUUCAACACCCGCCACAGCAGCUUCACCUUCUUCCUCACCGUCUACACCUUCACCGUCGUCUACCACAGCCUGGUGCUGAUCCCCGUGGGCUACUUCACCACGACGGACUUCGACAACAUGCUGUGCCCGUUCCCCGGCGGUGAGGACCUUGUCGGCAUCUGGUGGCGCGAAGCCAUGGGCAUCUUCAGCUCGCCGUUCGCGUUCCUGGUGUGCUACGUGCCCGGCACGCUGGCCGCCUGGUUCUACUCUGCUCGGGAUCGCCGACGGCCGACCGCCGCCGCCACCAUCGCCACAGCCACCAAGAAGAAGAAGAACAACAACAACAAGGAGAAGAGCAACUAG